This is a messenger RNA of Leishmania braziliensis MHOM/BR/75/M2904, 783 nucleotides long. RefSeq lists its product as hypothetical. Bases 1 to 783 code for a protein of 260 amino acids. Lineage: Eukaryota; Euglenozoa; Kinetoplastea; Trypanosomatida; Trypanosomatidae. Gene Ontology annotation, cellular component: nucleolus. The record is from RefSeq and is a predicted model, not a curated record. Gene Ontology annotation, biological process: ribosomal large subunit biogenesis; ribosomal small subunit biogenesis. The transcript has a single exon. Gene Ontology annotation, molecular function: DNA binding; RNA binding.
AUGAAGGGCAGACAAGGCUCAGAAUACGGCGCCUCGCUUCAGGGCCGUCGCAACAAUAGCGCAAACGGCAGCGACAACUCCGCCCACCGCGGCGCGCGCCCCUUUUCUUCUCAGCGGUGCGGCGGCGGCGCCCCGUCCCGCUCGUGGUCACACAAACGCAAGGCAACGCGCCCCAGCGUCUCUGUCGAGGAUCGCACGACGCAGCCUAUCAAGCACGUCAUUCCGCUUGACCUUUCGUUCGGCAACUUCGAGUUCCAAGAGAUGAAGAGCCUCGGUAAGCGCGGUGGUGGCGUGCGUGAGCUAUCUUCGCUGCUGCGGCAGGCGCGUCGCAAAGCCGCUACGCACGCGGGUAUGCUUCACACGCAACAAGGCGCCAAGAUGCGUAGCGAGGACCUUCUCUCCGCAGCAGUGCAGCGAUCAGCUGGCAUGAAGGUGAAGGACGACCCGCACCUCAUCGCCAAGGCUCUCGCGAAGCACCGCAGAACGAAGCGGCAGUCAGCGAAGCGCUGGGCAAAGCGCAUCAAGCACCUGGAGGACUCAGUAGAGAACGUUGUGAAGGACCGGUCCAUUCAGAAGCAAACAAUGAAGGCGCGUAAGGAGUCCACGGCCCGCGCAAAGGAGAAGAGACGCGAGGCUACCGGUGGCAACAGUGCCGGUCGCGGAGGCGGCGCCAGCAAGGAGGCCGGCGGUGGCGGCGGCAAAAGUGUGGGGGCAAAGAAGCAAAAGAGCUUUGGAGGGAAGCAGCAGCGCAGGGGCGGUAGCGGCGGUAGAAGGAAGCGCUGA